Molecule: messenger RNA, 3671 nt
Organism: Drosophila busckii
Lineage: Eukaryota; Metazoa; Arthropoda; Insecta; Diptera; Drosophilidae
Product: dipeptidyl peptidase 4
Exons: 14
Coding region: 261-2831 (856 amino acids)
Biological process (GO): proteolysis
Molecular function (GO): serine-type peptidase activity; dipeptidyl-peptidase activity
Source: RefSeq, a predicted model, not a curated record
AAGGUUUUAGUCCCGGGUCGCCUGUCGCUGGGUAAUGGUCUUCCAUAAAAGCCAAGCCUGAAAUACAAGUGACAAGUGAAGGAAAUGGUUUGCUCAGCUAAUGCAAUAAAAUAAAAGCUAGUAAAAGACUAAGUUGUGACAUGAUGACUAAUCCGAUCUUCCUUCUUCGAAAACCGUCCGAAGCCAUCUUCCAUCUGCUGUAAUAUUACUUCUGUAACAAUUUCUGUUUUCAAAAAACAUUCGAUACGAAGCUUUAAAAAAUGCACGCUGCAACUUCUGAUCGCGGAGCGGGAGGCGGUGGCUCCUGGAGACUGCCACCAGACGAGACCUUGCAAGUUGGAGACUCAAAGCAAAAGGAUCAAGACCUCGAUCUGGACGAAGGCCACAACUGGCGCAGUAUUAUAUUUUCACUGCUAGUCAUUAGCUUCGUCAUAGCGGGCAUAAUAACUGCUAUCUAUUUAUUGGGAUAUGUAGACGAGCUGCUCUAUUGGUCGGGACGUCGCAUGAUCCUAGAGGAGUAUUUGCAAGGAGAGCUUACACCAACGAGACUUCAGCCCUCGUGGGUCACAACACAAAAGUAUGUAUUUCAGUCGGACGACGGAGGACUUUCCAUUUUGGAUACAACCGCCAACUCAAUAAACAUAUUGGUAACAAAUCACACCAUACGUCAACUCAAUGUACGGGGCUAUCAAUGCUCACAUGAUCUUAAAUAUGUACUCUUCAGACACAAUGUAAAAAAAAUUUUUCAGAAAUCGUUUACUGCGUUCUACACAAUCUAUGAUGUGGAUAAUGAUCACCACAUGCCAGUAAAGUUAAAAGACUCAUCGAAGGUACAAAGAACUCGUCUUCAAUACGCGGCCUGGCUGGGAAAUACGACUUCCCUUGUAAUAGUUGCUGACAAUGAUAUAUACGUACGACAAUCGCCCUCGAUGGAGGAGGAUAUAAGAAUAACAACGACAGGACUUGAAAAUAGUAUUUACAAUGGCGUUCCAGAUUGGCUUUACCAGGAGGAAAUUUUUGAAAUGCCUGAAGCAAUUUGGUCGUCUAUAGAUGGCAGUCACUUCAUGUUUGCCUUAUUCAAUGAUACCCACGUGGGCAUGAUGACAUACCCGUGGUUAGCUUCCGGCGCUAUUAUCGCUGGUAGCGGCAUGACGUCGGGAAGCUCCUUUCCUGAGACUAGAAACGUGCGUUACCCAACGCCCGGCACUGCCAAUCCAGAAGUCCAAUUGUGGGUUGUGGACAUAACGAACUUUAUAUCCAUAACAAAGGUGGAAUUAAAGCCACCGCCCUCUUUGAAUGGACAGGAUUAUUACCUUACCUCGGCCGGUUGGGUAUCGGAUAGCAAUCAUCAGGUCUCUGUUGUUUAUAUGGCGCGUUCGCAAAAUUACAGCAUUAUAGCAACCUGCGUCAAGGAUAAGCAUUGGACAUGCUCAGAGAUACAUUCCGAGAGGGCGCCUGAAGACGAAUGGCUCGACAUAUUUCCACAUCCAGUGUUUGCGCCGGAUGGCAAUAGUUUUUUAUUGCUCGCAGGCAUUCAGGAGUCGGGAAACGAUCACUAUACCCAUAUAAAGCACAUAACUAUAACGCAGCAAAGAAUUUCCGUAAUAUCCCACGGUCGUUACGAAGUUUUGAAAAUACUCUGCUGGGAUACUGCCAAUCAUGUCGUUUAUUAUUUGGCUACUCAAGAUAAAAAGCCCGGUCAACGCCAUCUUUAUUCGGUUAAAGAUCCCGUUCACGAUGAUACCAGAAAAAGCGAGCCGCAGUGUAUAACUUGCGAUCUGGGCGAGGCUCUGUGGAGUAGCCGAUAUUAUUAUGUGAACUGUUCGCACUUCGAUGCCUUUAUAACGCCAACAACUGGUAUUGCAACAAACAAUGGAAUUGAUUUCUACAUUUUAGAGUGUCAAGGUCCAGGACUGCCCGUGUCAGGAGUGCACAUGCACAAGACACACAGCCUUGUCAAAAUAUUAUACGACACUCGGCCAUUUUAUACAGAGAGGCUACAAAAAUUAGCAUUACCAAUUCAAAAAUCAUUUGAAAUCUCGCUGCCACAUGGUAGUCGUGCUCAAGUGCAAUUACUCUUGCCACCUAGCUGGAGGGAAGAGCUUCGGGAUGCAGCUUUUCCGGUUGUAGUCGAAGUAAACGGACGUCCAGGCUCAGAGUCUGUUUCUGAGAAGUUUAGAAUAGACUGGGGCACGUACAUGUCCUCCAGAAACGAUGUUAUUUAUGUGCGCUUGGAUGUCAGAGGUGCAAAAGGACAAAGCAAAAAAUCCUUAUAUCGCCAUUUAGGUGGUGUUGAAGUUCAGGAUCAAAUUGCUGUAUUGAAACAUCUAUUGGACACUAUAAGUUUCCUAGAUGAAACAAGAGUUGGCAUUUGGGGCUGGGGCUAUGGAGGAUAUGUCACCUCAAUGGUGCUGGGCACCCAACAAAAUGUGUUCAAAUGCGGAAUAUCGAUUUCCCCUAUUGCAGAUUGGCUUUAUUACAAUUCUGCAUUUACUGAACGAAUAUUAGGGCUUCCUGCUGAAAAUUAUAAAGGUUACGUAGAAGCGGACGCAACUCAGCGUGCUCGUCUGAUUAAGUCGAAUUCAUUUUUCCUCAUUCACGGCUUAGCCGACUCCACGGCGCCAUAUGUGCAUGGCGUUCAAUUGGCUAAAUCACUGACCGAAGCAAAUAUAUUAUAUAGAUAUCAGACUUAUGCCGAUGAAGGUCAUGAUCUCAACGGAGUGUUGGAGCAUGUGUAUUCGUCUAUGGAACACUACUUUGCGGAAUGCUUAAGCUUGGACCCGGACGAUACCAAGCCAGACUUAGAUCAAAAUAUGGUACCUGCUGAGUAGGAAUUGUAGAGCGCUUCUCGAUGUAAAUAGAAUAGGGUUAGACUAACUUACGACGAAAUAUUUCAAUUGUUAUAUUAUUAUAAGUGCGUACACUGGUUGUUUUCCAAAAAGGACAUUUCAAUAUAUAAAUAUGAUACAAGCAUGCAAACAUAUAUAAUGUAAUACAUACAUAGGUCGCAAUAUUUUACUUUUUAUUCAAUUUUUGAAAAAUGUCCUUUUGAUUCUAAAUAGUGUGAGUGUAAAUAUUCUUUUCUUUUUUUUAGGAUUGAAAUGCGUUAAAACGCUUAUAGCUACAAUAUGUAUGUAUACCAGAUAAGAUUUAACAAGAUAACGCUUACGAAGUCUUUCAAUUGUAUUUCACUGAACUCCAUGUUUUAUGUGGGUCAAUAUAUACACAGAUACACUGCUUCCUUUACUCGAAUCUUCCCAGUAUGAACAUUUUUAAAAACAUAUUAUAUACAACUUAGCUAACUAAUCACAAGGAUGCAAAUUGAAUGUUGUUUAAUGCGCUUGUCAGAAAAUUGCAACAAUUAAUUGUUGGCAUUUGUAAUAAUAUCGCAGCGUUAGAUAAAUUAUUUAAAAGGUAUUUAACACUGAACAGCAGUGAGCUAAUAUAUUAUAUUUCUGCAAUAUUACACUAACUUUUAGUUACUACUUUUAUUAUAAUGUUACUUAAUCUUAUAAUUAGAGUCCUAUGUUACAUAAAGUUAAACUAUAUCACUGCUGUUCGGAAUACCCCAGAUGUAUAGACCCUAUUCUCCUAGCUACUCAAUUUGGUUGUUAUUUAGGAUUACAGGUUAACUUAGGACAUUCACGGUGAGUCUUUAACGCAGGACAGGA